Messenger RNA from Atta colombica, 615 nucleotides. RefSeq lists its product as uncharacterized. Bases 1 to 615 code for a protein of 204 amino acids. Lineage: Eukaryota; Metazoa; Arthropoda; Insecta; Hymenoptera; Formicidae. The record is from RefSeq and is a predicted model, not a curated record. The transcript is spliced from 4 exons.
AUGGCUGAAAUAACAUUCCCAAAAGUUCAUCGACAAUCAUCUCAGAAUGCUCUUAAUCCGAUGCUUGUGGAUAUAUCGAAAAAAAUAAAUAAAUCCAAAGAUAAAUUAUCUCUCAUUCCACAAAACCGACAGUCGCAAAUUCAAUUGGAAACACCUACAAAGAAAAAACGUUUAUCCUUUGAGAAUGCAGCGGCAAGGAUUGAACUUAUUGCCUCUCUAGAAGAUAUGACAAUAUCGUCUUUUGAAUUACCUGUGAAAGAAACAACAAUGUUAAUUCCACAACAAACACAACUGGAUAUAGAACUGGAAUCAGCACAUUCAAGCUAUUUGAUUAAAACGAAUUGGAAGCAAAGUAAAAUUAUUGACAGAAAUAUUGCUUUAACUGACAAACAGCUCUGGAAAUGGCGACGAGAUGUAAAGAUUCAUUGCAAGCAAUUUGAUAAAGCAACAGGACAUUUGACAUCUGCAAGAAAUCUUUUCAAGCAGCCUUCAUACUCACCUAAGCGAUGGAACGCUAAUUUACGCAAUCUUUUUGCCGAUCAUAUGAUCAUCCCACAAGUGACCAUUUACGAAUGUAGACAAGGAUGUCACACCUGCUGGAUUUACACAAUGUAG